AUGGCUGAAGUUGAUCAGAACGCAGGUGAAUUUGAGGCACCAGAAAUAGUUGAGACUGAACAGAACGAGAAUGAAACGGUGGUUGAUGUGCCGAUUGUUGAGCCUGAAAAGAAAUGGCCAGGGUGGCCAGGUGAGAGUGUGUUCAGAAUGUUGGUUCCUGCUCAAAAAGUUGGGGGUAUAAUUGGACGGAAAGGAGAGUUUAUUAAGAAAAUUGUAGAGGAGACACGGGCUCGCGUAAAGAUUCUCGACGGUCCUCCCGGAACUUCAGAAAGGGCUGUAAUGGUAUCAGCUAAAGAUGAGCCUGGUUCUGCUCUUCCACCUGCCGUGGAUGGCUUAUUGAGGGCUCACAAGCGGUUAAUUGAUGGGUCAGAAAGUGAGGCUGCCCAUGCUCCCUCAGGUGCGCCCGUGAAGAUUUCUACAAAACUACUAGUACCAGCAUCACAAGCUGGAAGUUUAAUUGGGAAGCAAGGAGGAACUGUAAAAUCUAUCCAAGAAGCAUCAAAUUGUAUAGUUAGAGUUCUUGGAGCAGAAGACCUUCCUGUUUUUGCCCUUCAAGAUGACAGGGUGGUUGAAGUAGUAGGGGAAUCCGCCGGAGUGCACAAGGCAGUAGAGAUGAUUGCAUCCCACCUUAAGAAAUUUUUAGUUGAUCGCAGCAUAAUUCCAAUUUUUGAAAUGAAUAUGCAAAUGGCUAAUAAUACCCAUCACAUAGAGCACAUGCCAGUUCCCCCACCCCACCAAUCAUGGGGUCCACCUCAGGGUUUCCCACCAAAUGCUGGGGGAGGUCCUGGUUUUGGAGCCACUCAAUUCAUGCCACCUCCGCGACAAGUUGAUAAUUACUAUCCACCAGCUGAAAUGCCAAUUCCAUUGGACAAACAGCCCCAUCAUGGUAUAUCUGCCUAUGGAAGAGAUGCUUCAAUAGGUGUUCACACAUCUUCCAAUACCCAGUCCGCACCUUCCAUGGUUACACAGAUAACCCAGCAAAUGCAAAUUCCUCUAUCAUAUGCUGAUGCUGUUAUUGGAACGGCUGGAACAAAUAUAAGCUAUAUCAGAAGAGCCAGCGGGGCCACUGUUACCAUACAAGAAACAAGAGGAGUUCCUGGGGAGAUGACAGUUGAAAUCAGUGGUACUGCUUCUCAAGUUCAAACAGCACAGCAAUUGAUACAGAAUUUUAUGGCUGAAGCUGCAGCUGCAGCUGCCGCACCAGCGCAGCAACAAACAGGCGGCCCUGCUGCAGACCAAGGAUACAACUCUUACCCUGCUCAUGGUUCUGUAUAUGCGUCUCCACCUUCCAAUCCAGGACAUGCUGGAGGCUAUGGCUCAGUUUAUGGUGCAAACUAUGGGUACUAA
Lathyrus sativus (Indian pea) is the source of this 1347-nucleotide messenger RNA. Lineage: Eukaryota; Viridiplantae; Streptophyta; Magnoliopsida; Fabales; Fabaceae. The record is from the annotation of a GenBank genome assembly.